AUGUCGAACACUGCCUCCACGCUUUCCCAACGCUACUGCGAGUUUGCCAACGUGACUUUUCCGUCAGCUAUCGACGACGGCGCGUACCGCGUGAGCGUCAAGACGAACAAGGCGCAAACCAACGCGGUCAUCUGGCUCGAGUCCAAGAAGGCCAAGCUCCAGUGGCAAUGCGUGGUCGAAGACUUUGCCAAGCACAUGAAGACGACGUUUGCGCUUCCGAACGCCGUCAUCUUGGCAGCCAUCAAGAAUGGACUCGCCACCAUUGACGGUGUCGCAUCCAAGGUGGUCGAUGUGACGGCAAACCCAUUGGUGGCACCUGCCAGCACGAUCAACCUGUGUGCGAAGAAGGCGAACUUGGCGCUUCGCCUUGAGAUCAAAAUGUCGCCCGAGUGGACGACAGACUACAGCUUUGAGAUGACGCCCAUCGAGGUCAAGGUCGUCGACAUCUUGGAGGCUCGCAUCCGCGACCUCGAAGAGAUCAUCGCUCGACCGCGCUUGGUGUUCUGUACCGUGACGGGGACGAUUAUUGCGGGUACAAACCAACCGUGCACGUGGGCCGCCCCGGACGGGGAGAAGGCGUCGGCGCUCAGCACGCUUCACGCAGUCACGGUCCCAUUGGGCGUGACCUUGCCGAAAACGCUCUCGGGCUACCUCUACUCGACGCCCAAGACGGCGUCCAACAUGCACCGAGCCGCGUUCCGCUACCUCUGGUCCGUGCUCCGCGCCUGCGUCUGGUUUAACGUCUGA
This is a messenger RNA of Saprolegnia parasitica CBS 223.65, 747 nucleotides long. RefSeq lists its product as hypothetical. The record is from RefSeq and is a predicted model, not a curated record. The transcript is spliced from 4 exons. Lineage: Eukaryota; Oomycota; Saprolegniomycetes; Saprolegniales; Saprolegniaceae. Bases 1 to 747 code for a protein of 248 amino acids.